AUGUCGGAUGGACCUCGCGCUGUAACUGGUGGAGCGCUUCCCGCAGGUGCCAUCACUUGUAACAGGGUUCAGGGAGUCUGUGCAACUGCUGGAGCAACACUUCCCGCAGGUGCCGUCGCGUGCAAUGUAGUUCAGGGAGUCUGUAUGGCUUCUUGCGCAGCGUCAUUCUUAUGCCCGAUCCCUUAA
This is a messenger RNA of Diversispora eburnea, 186 nucleotides long. The record is from the annotation of a GenBank genome assembly. Lineage: Eukaryota; Fungi; Glomeromycota; Glomeromycetes; Diversisporales; Diversisporaceae.